ACCCCAGACAUACACUUUUACUCUGCGAUAUGAAUCGAGGCAACUUUCUGCGAAUACGACGGAGUCUUUGAAAACAUAGAAUCUGAUAUUGCAAAUGAAAUCCUCAGGUAGAGCCUGUGGGACAUGCAAAGAUCGCCGCAUCUCAUGUGAUCGGGGUUUCCCAAUCUGCUUGCAAUGCAUACGUUCAAACCGCAAAUGUCAAGGAUACGAAAUCCGCCUAUCCUGGCCAAGAAGGAAUGACCGUAAACGAUCUAUACUCGGCAAAACAUUAACCGGGACCGGAAAGAUCAAUAGUGGCUUGUACUCCCCAGUUCGAAUUGUGAAUACGUCGACUUCGGAUAUCGAAUUAUACCAUUACUUAGCCAGCACAGGCUUCGGUCACUUGCCUUGCUUGCCUAUUGUCCCCAGAAGUAUAUCAUGGACCUCGAUAACGACAGAUACCGACUACAAUCUGCUUCAGUAUUUUACGUGUGUUGCUUCUUCAUCCCUAACAGCGAUGGGGCCAUGCGAGGGUUCUCCUGAACUUCGAGAUGUUCUCAUACGUGUAGCUUUAUCCCCAAGUACAUCAUCAUCCUCAGCAGUGUUACAUUCUCUCCUCGCGCUUUCUUCCCUCCACCGCCACGGCUUCCAGUCUCAUGCAGCUCGGAUGAAGUUAUCUGCAUUGUCUGAUCUCGCGACUUCGGCAAAGACUGGUGUCGAUAGUGAUACGGCGGUAUCCCAUAUAGCCGCUCUGAUGCUGUUGUGUUGUUUCGAGAUACAACACUCUUCGGAGACUUCGAACCUAUGGAUAGGUUAUAUUUCCAGUGUCAAGACCGUUUUAAAAGCGGCCAACAUCGACAAACUUCAUAAGACCGGCGACUUGGCUGCUCUGUUGUAUUGGGCGUCCUAUCAUGAUGUCUUAGCCCCAUUUAGCCUCCACUACUGGGGUCUCAGUUCCCGAGAGAAAAGACUCAUUUCUGGAGACCACGAUAUUCUGGUUCAAAAUAACAAUCUCUACUCUUUAUUUGAGGCUUUCAAUGAAACAUCAUACCAGUGCCACUCAAAUCUCAGGAAGUUAUCAGACGUGCUCACCAUGAUUCUGCAAGCGAAAAGUCGCCGAGCAGCUGGACUUAACCACAAAGACCUACUGGCUGUCCUGGAAUGGAAAAUCAGAAGUAUUAAUGUGCCAAUCGCAAACCCAAUGGAAGGUUUAGACCCCAGCGAAAUGGUCUCAGAAAAAUUGAUGACAGAGGAGCUAUUCAAACUUGCGCUGUUUAUCUUCGUUGAGCGUUCGCUAGGUGACUCUUCGACCAAAUCUGAAAAGUUGCGCUCGAGGACUCGAAGCGCCUUCCAUAUCUUCUCUAGGCUCGAGUCGUUGCACAGGCAGUUCCCCUUGCUAAUCAUCGCGAACGAAGCACGGACCGAUGAAGAUAGACUGAUAGUACUCGAUCUCAUUUCUAGGACAGAAGAGAAUCGAAGCUUGAGAUGUCUUCGAGGUAUGAAGGAAACAAUACAGUCUCUUUGGGCUCAGGACGAUCUUGCAGAGAAGGAACCUGGCUACACCGAGAAGAUCAGAGCUGUUCUUAGUUCUGGUGGGAUCAUGCCGUCCUUCAUCUAGGGAAAGUACAUUGUUCGAUGGUAUCAAUACUCCGCGGGCAGUGGCCCCUUUGAAGCGCCCCUCGCUUAAUGGGCGCAUGAAAUUGAAUCCGCAUUCAUAAGUCCAAUCUAUGACCAGACUUGGAGUGUGAUAUGUUCAUAAUUCAAUACAAUUUAACAAUUGAUACUUUGGAA
Molecule: messenger RNA, 1770 nt
Organism: Mollisia scopiformis
Lineage: Eukaryota; Fungi; Ascomycota; Leotiomycetes; Helotiales; Mollisiaceae
Exons: 5
Coding region: 95-1597 (500 amino acids)
Biological process (GO): positive regulation of transcription by RNA polymerase II
Cellular component (GO): nucleus
Molecular function (GO): zinc ion binding; DNA-binding transcription factor activity, RNA polymerase II-specific; transcription cis-regulatory region binding
Source: RefSeq, a predicted model, not a curated record